Scophthalmus maximus (turbot) is the source of this 1892-nucleotide messenger RNA. RefSeq names its product ectonucleotide pyrophosphatase/phosphodiesterase family member 7. NCBI's taxonomy places the organism in Eukaryota, Metazoa, Chordata, Actinopteri, Pleuronectiformes, Scophthalmidae. The coding region runs from base 130 to 1560 and encodes 476 amino acids. The transcript has 6 exons. The record is from RefSeq and is a predicted model, not a curated record.
UUGCUCAGAACGUGUUGGCUGCAGAAACCCCCAGGUGAGAAGCCAAGAGGAAGGUGGUGCUCUUCGUAAAUGAGAGUUUCAGCCGGGGGACAGAGUCAAUUGAGAUCAGUGAAGUGACUGCGGUUCGCCAUGAUGUGGACCGCCGCAAGUCUCUGCCUCCUCUGGGCCUUCUCCGUCCUCGGAGCGCCGCUGAACCAACAGAGACAGAGGGUGCUGCUGAUCUCCUUCGACGGUUUCCGCUGGGACUACGACCGCGAUGUCAACACGCCGAACCUCGACAAAAUGGCCACGGACGGCGUCAAAGCCCAAUAUAUCACACCUCCUUACCUCACUAUCACCAGUCCUACACACUUCACCCUCUUGACAGGCCGCUACGUGGAGAAUCACGGGGUAAUCCACAACAUGUGGUUCAACACCACCACCUUGGAGAAGAAGCCGUACUAUCAGACUCAGUUUGUGAAUGAGUGGUGGGACAAUGGCACUCUGCCUAUCUGGAUCACAGCGCAGAGACAGGGCCUGAAAACUGGGUCUCUUCACUUUCCUGGCACCGCUUCCAGUUACCAGGGACAAGUUGCUAUGGUGCGGGAAGUUGAGCCAGUGCUUUACAACUACAAGAACGAGACUGAGUGGCAAGAGAACACAGACAAGGUGAUGGGCUGGUUCGGACACCAGGAUCUGGACUUUGUGUCCAUGUACUUUGGCGAGCCGGACGGCACGGGCCACAAAUACGGCCCCGACUCCCCCGAGCGUCGGGAGAUGGUCAAGCAAGUUGACAGAACUGUCGGCUACAUCCGACAGUCGGCUGAGCGACACGGCCUGACCGACCGCCUAAACAUCAUCAUCACAGCGGACCACGGCAUGAGCAGCGUGUACCGCAACGGUCUGGUGAAAGAGAUCACCCUGUCCAAAAUCCCAGGCUUCUCGUUCCGUGACCUGUCGUUUCACCUGGUGGAUUACGGCCCCGCCGGGAUGCUCUUGCCAAAGCCAGGCAAGCUGGAGAAGGUUUAUGGUGCCUUGAAGGGCGCCCAUCCGCACCUCCAUGUUUACAGGAAGGAGGAGAUGCCACAGCGCCUCCACUUUGCCAAAAACAAUCGUAUCCUCCCCAUCGUUUUAUGGGCCGACCCUGGAUACGUCAUCAAUGGGUAUUUCCCGGUGCAGUUCCACAAGGGAGAGCACGGCUUCGACAACCAAGAUAUGGACAUGAAGCCUUUCUUCAGGGCGGUGGGUCCGGCUUUUCACAAGGACCUGGAGGUGGGACCUUUUGAGAGUGUACACAUCUACUCUCUGAUGUGCCACAUCCUGGGCAUCCAGCCGGAGGUCAACGACGGACACCUGAGCGCCACCGAGCGCAUGCUGGUUACCAGCGCCGCUGUUCAGGAUCAAAAUGUGCAUAUCUUGCAAAACGUCUUCACUGGACUCGCUGCGGUGGCUGGAUUUCUAGUUGUAGUUUUUGUCGUGAUUACAUCCCACAAAUUACUGAAGAGAAAACGCAAGGAUAAAAAAUCGGGAAGUUCGGAAGAUCUUCCAGAAAAGGAAAACACAAAUCAAGCUUCAUUUUGAUCAUCGCACAAACAAAAACAAGAACGUGAUUCUACUAAAAAUCACAAACAAGUAUUUGUGGACCUGAUUCAUUCUAAUCCUGUGAGGAAAGGAACCAUUAUACAAAUUAUUAAUUUGGUUCAAAACAAACGAUUUGUAAAAAUCAACACAAUAGAAAUAUUAAAUAAUAAAAUAAAAAAAACUCCUAGGCUCACUUUGUGUUUAUUUUUAUUUUGCUUAGUACUUUGUUGUUGCAGAGUAAAUCAGGUUCUUACUGUACGUAUGUAAUAUCUGUUUUACAACAUGUUGUAUUUAAAAUGUCUGAAUUAAUAAAAUUUAUUUACCUGAACCCA